This is a messenger RNA of Talaromyces amestolkiae, 345 nucleotides long. RefSeq lists its product as uncharacterized. The coding region runs from base 1 to 345 and encodes 114 amino acids. The transcript is spliced from 2 exons. The record is from RefSeq and is a predicted model, not a curated record. NCBI's taxonomy places the organism in Eukaryota, Fungi, Ascomycota, Eurotiomycetes, Eurotiales, Trichocomaceae.
AUGGCCGGUAUCUCUGUUCACGUUACCAUCACCAUCGACCCCAAGGACAAGGACGCUUUCCUUACUGCCUUGAAGCCCACCUUCGAUGCCGUCAAGGCUGAGCCCUUGAACCUCUUUUUUGAGAUCUCUUACGACGAGAAAGACCCCGGAGUCUUCAAGCUCAUCGAGAGCUGGAACUGUACCGCCGAAUACAUUAUGAGUAGCCAGCUCCAGAAGGACUACUACAAGCCCUACCGCGCUGCCGUGGAGCCCCUGCUCCUUAAGCCCUUCGAGGUCCAAAUCUUCAACCGUCUGGGUAGUGAGUGGGCCAGUGUCAACGCCUCCGCCUACCCUGCUCGUUCUUAA